This is a messenger RNA of Ostrinia furnacalis (Asian corn borer), 671 nucleotides long. RefSeq lists its product as uncharacterized. Lineage: Eukaryota; Metazoa; Arthropoda; Insecta; Lepidoptera; Crambidae. The record is from RefSeq and is a predicted model, not a curated record. Bases 191 to 613 code for a protein of 140 amino acids. The transcript is spliced from 2 exons.
AAAUCUACGUAAACUACCUAACUAAAUGGCUUAAUUGAAUAAUUCAUAUUGUUCUACACUAAUAAAAUAAAUAAAAUAAUAAAUCUACAAGCAAACCCGCGCGAAACAAGUUGUUCAAUAUUUCUUUUGUUCUCUGUCGAGCGGGCGGACUGUUUUUUAUGCAUGCGCAAGCGACGCGCCUACGGCCGCGAUGCUCCCGCCGCGUCUCCUAGUCCGAGCCAGAGCGUUAUUGAGCACGGACGUAUCGCUGUCCGUCACCGCCGGACCCGCGAUGGUUCAUCUUCACCUUCAUCUUCUACGCCUACCUACUACACCAUGCAUGGUCACCACUGCCGAAACUACCACCUGGGUCUUCAACCCGGCAGAGCUGCCUGUCGUGUCGGACGGCCCGUACGCACACUCUAAGUGGCCCUACACCACAGUGCGUACGGUCCCUAACCGUCUGGCGCGUCGACGACUCUGCGGGCUCACCACCAGCGAAGAACCAACCCACAUCACCAUUAAUACUAGCGAGGACAGUGGUUUGAAUAUACUACCACCGGUGACGAAUCUCGUGCGAUACGAUAGUUUGCUCGUAACUCACACCCUUAAGGUCUCUUACUCUUUAUUCUAAAUAAACUACUUGUUAACCUAAUCUAUCUUUUAUUUAUCUAACUAUUAAUCUAAAUUCA